This is a messenger RNA of Thalassophryne amazonica, 2178 nucleotides long. RefSeq names its product LIM-domain binding 1b (gene ldb1b). Gene Ontology annotation, biological process: negative regulation of transcription by RNA polymerase II; nervous system development; positive regulation of transcription by RNA polymerase II. Gene Ontology annotation, molecular function: LIM domain binding. Bases 106 to 1359 code for a protein of 417 amino acids. The record is from RefSeq and is a predicted model, not a curated record. The transcript is spliced from 11 exons. Lineage: Eukaryota; Metazoa; Chordata; Actinopteri; Batrachoidiformes; Batrachoididae. Gene Ontology annotation, cellular component: nucleus; transcription regulator complex.
GAGGAGGGGGGAGCUAAAGCUAUUGUUCAUGUCCUCCCCUGAACAAAGGGGCUGAUCUGGGUCCCUGUAAACCCGGAGCAGGAUUCACAGUCCUAAGGAGGCGUAAUGCAGGACCAAACAGGACCGAUCCGCUCCCGGACUCCGGCACUGUGCUGUUCCUCCAAGUCCUUCAAGCUGUACUCCCCGAAGGAGCCCCCCAACGGCAGCACUUUCCCCCCUUUCCACCCCGGCACCAUGCUGGACAGAGACGUGGGUCCAACCCCGAUGUAUCCUCCCACAUACCUGGAGCCAGGAAUCGGGAGGCACACGCCUUACGGAAACCAAACCGACUACAGAAUAUUUGAACUGAACAAACGGUUACAGAACUGGACAGAGGAGUGCGACAACCUGUGGUGGGAUGCGUUUACUACAGAGUUCUUUGAGGAUGACGCCAUGUUGACCAUCACGUUCUGUCUGGAAGACGGACCCAAACGCUACACGAUUGGCCGGACGUUGAUUCCGAGGUACUUCCGCAGUAUAUUUGAGGGCGGUGCCACUGAGCUCUACUACAUCCUGAAACAUCCCAAGGAGUCGUUCCACAAUAACUUUGUUUCUCUGGACUGUGAUCAGUGCACCAUGGUCACGCAGAACGGAAAGCCCAUGUUCACACAGGUGUGUGUGGAGGGCCGCUUGUAUCUGGAGUUCAUGUUCGACGACAUGAUGAGGAUAAAGACGUGGCACUUCAGCAUCAGGCAGCACCGGGAACUCAUCCCCCGCAGCAUCCUGGCCAUGCAUGCCCAGGACCCACAGAUGCUGGAGCAGUUAUCCAAAAACAUCACAAGAUGUGGCCUGUCCAACUCCACCCUCAACUACCUCCGACUGUGUGUGAUUCUGGAGCCAAUGCAGGAGCUAAUGUCCAGACACAAGACGUACAGCCUCAGUCCCCGUGACUGCCUGAAGACCUGCCUCUUCCAGAAGUGGCAGCGAAUGGUGGCGCCGCCAGCGGAGCCGUCGAGGCAGGCGCCAAACAAGAGGAGGAAGCGAAAGAUGUCGGGAGGCAGCACCAUCAGUGGCGGAGGAGGAACAAACAACAACAACAACAAGAAGAAGAGUCCCGGCAGCGGCUUCCCGCUGUCCAGCCAAGUGCCAGACGUGAUGGUGGUGGGCGAGCCCACGCUGAUGGGAGGAGAGUUUGGCGACGAGGAUGAGCGUCUGAUCACACGGCUGGAGAACACACAGUUUGACGCAGCCAACGGCAUCGAUGACGAGGACAGCUUCAACAACUCUCCGGCUCUGGGCUCCAACUCGCCGUGGAACAACAAGGCGCCGUCCAGCCAGGAGAGCAAGAGCGACAACCCCACCUCCCAGGCGUCGCAGUAAACCCGCAGCCCCGCCCACCGACGCCAGCCCGCCCCUCUGUGUUCACAUCCUCAUAAACAAAAUGUACUGUCUGCUCUCGCUAGUUUUCUUUUUGGACAGCGAUCAGGAGGCAGAGCCUAAAGACUGUGCAUGCUAAAGUGUCCGUGUCACAGUGCACGUGUAUGGACAGGGUGAGGAAGAUGAUGGCGGCGGCUCGGAGGUGGCGGUGGCGAGUUGCAUAGCGACAGCUUGUCCACCUGACCCCUGACGUGGGUCUGAGUUCUGGUCUGUUGCUUCAGCGCUCGGCUCGGUCCGUGUUUGAGUGUGCAGAUGUGGGCGGACCAGAACUUAGACUCCGCCUCUCAAACCAUCAACACACUCGUGAAGCUGAAAGGCGGCACAAAGAACAGGUCUCCCAUUGGUCACGAUUGAAGGAUUCUGGUCUCUGAUUGGAUGAUGGAGCAUUUAUAACACACUGACACGUUUGGAGAGUUUUUAUACAGUAUAUAUAUUUCCCUAGAAUGUUCUUAAUUUGUAUUAAACACCUUCAUUUUAAUAGUUUUCUUUUUUAUUUUCUACCGAAUCAAUACUGAAAAGCUACAGACCAAGGAGCACCACAGGACUAUAACCCCCGCCCCCAGAAAUCUAUUGUUUUUAUGGUUUGUGUUUAUAAAAGAGAAAUAAUUUAGUGUGGAUGUUCUUAUUUUGUUCCUCUUUGUGGAUUUGUGCUUGUAUAUUUAAGGUAGUAGCAAAGUUCUGUCUGUAAUAAAAUGUAUUCUUAGAUCAACCUAAAGCCAUCCUGAUGUAAAGAAACAAAAUAAACUCCUCCCUCUGUUGUCC